This is a messenger RNA of Bombyx mandarina (wild silkworm), 588 nucleotides long. RefSeq lists its product as uncharacterized. NCBI's taxonomy places the organism in Eukaryota, Metazoa, Arthropoda, Insecta, Lepidoptera, Bombycidae. The record is from RefSeq and is a predicted model, not a curated record.
AUGGCCCAAAAAGAAGAUCCAAAGAUGUCUCAAGAAAUCUACAGAGUUGGUGUGCGCAUUCCGCCAUUCUGCUCAGAGGACCCAGAAAUGUGGUUUGGUCAGAUAGAGAUGCAAUUUAAGCUCUCAGGCAUAUCUGUGGACGAUACUAAGUUUACGUAUGUGUCAGCGAACCUGGAACCACAAUACGCCAAGGAGGUGAGAGACAUCAUAACUAAACCGCCAGCUUCAAAUAAAUACGAAAAACUCAAAACAGAGCUGAUCAAGCGACUAUCUAUAUCACAGGAGAAGCGUGUAAGACAACUUCUCAUGCACGAAGAACUCGGAGAUCGGAAACCGUCUCAGUUUCUACGCCACUUGACAAGUCUAGCUGGUUCAGACGUUCCAUCUGAUUUUAUAAUAACCAUCUGGACCAGUCGUCUGCCUGUGAACGUGCAAACAGCAGUCGCUACGAUUAAAGGAUCGCCAAUGGAAAAGCUGAGUGACUUGGCAGAUGUCGUAUAUGAAAUGGCCCCAACAGUACCACAGGUGGCAAGCGCGUCUCCCCAAGCCCAAGGUGGCUGGAAGAAGCCGUUCAAGAAAUACAUCUAG